Elephantulus edwardii (Cape elephant shrew) is the source of this 5440-nucleotide messenger RNA. RefSeq names its product collagen, type III, alpha 1 (gene COL3A1). Gene Ontology annotation, molecular function: extracellular matrix structural constituent; protein binding. The transcript has 51 exons. The record is from RefSeq and is a predicted model, not a curated record. Lineage: Eukaryota; Metazoa; Chordata; Mammalia; Macroscelidea; Macroscelididae. Bases 110 to 4507 code for a protein of 1465 amino acids.
GUUUUAUGACGGGCCCGGUGCUGAAGGGCAGGGAACAACUGAUGGUGCUACUCUGAGCUGCUUUUCUUUUCUCCUUUUUCACAAAGAGUCUCAUGUCUGUUAUUUAGACAUGAUGAGCUUUGUGCAAAAGGGGACCUGGCUACUUCUCACUCUGCUUCUUCCCACUGCUAUUUUGGCACAACAGACCCAAGAAGUUGUUGAAGGAGCAUGCUCCCAUCUUGGUCAGAGCUAUGCAGAUAGAGAUGUCUGGAAGCCGGAACCAUGCCAAAUAUGUGUCUGCGACUCAGGAUCUGUUCUCUGUGAUGAAAUAAUAUGUGACGACCAAGAUUUAGACUGUCCAAACCCAGAGAUCCCAUUUGGAGAAUGCUGUGCAGUUUGUCCACAACCUCCAAUAACUCCUACUCGCCCUACCAAUGGCCAGGUGGUUCAAGGCCCGAAGGGAGAUCCAGGUCCUCCUGGUAUUCCGGGGAGAAAUGGUGACCCUGGUCUUCCCGGACAACCAGGUUUGCCUGGUCCUCCUGGUGCACCUGGAAUCUGUCAGUCAUGUCCCAGUGGUGGUCAGAACUAUUCUCCUCAGUUUGAUUCAUAUGAUGUCAAGGCUGGUGGUGGAGGAGCAAUGGGAGGAUAUCCUGGACCAGCUGGCCCCCCAGGCCCUCCUGGUCCCCCUGGUACAUCUGGUCACCCUGGUUCCCCUGGUUCUCCUGGAUACCAAGGUCCCCCUGGUGAACCUGGACAAGCUGGUCCUGCAGGCCCUCCAGGACCUCCUGGUGCUGUUGGUCCAACUGGCCCUGCUGGAAAAGAUGGGGAAUCAGGAAGACCUGGGAGAACUGGAGAGCGAGGGCUGCCGGGACCUCCAGGUCUCAAAGGUCCUGCUGGCAUGCCUGGGUUCCCCGGUAUGAAAGGCCACAGAGGCUUUGAUGGACGAAAUGGAGAAAAGGGUGAAACAGGUGCUCCUGGAUUAAAGGGUGAAAAUGGUCUUCCUGGUGAAAAUGGAUCUCCUGGACCAAUGGGUCCAAGAGGGGCUCCUGGUGAAAGAGGGCGCCCUGGGCUUCCUGGAGCUGCAGGGUCUCGAGGCAAUGAUGGUGCUCGUGGUAGUGAUGGUCAACCAGGUCCUCCUGGUCCUCCUGGAACUGCGGGAUUCCCUGGUUCCCCUGGUGCUAAGGGUGAAGUUGGACCUGCAGGGUCUCCUGGUUCAAAUGGCUCCCCUGGACAAAGAGGAGAACCUGGACCUCAGGGACAUGCUGGUGCUCAAGGUCCUCCUGGCCCCCCUGGGAAUAAUGGUAGUCCUGGUGGUAAAGGAGAAAUGGGUCCUGCCGGCAUUCCGGGGGCUCCAGGACUGAUGGGAGCUCGAGGGCCUCCAGGUCCAGCUGGUGCAAAUGGCCCUCCUGGAGCUCGAGGCACUGCAGGUGAACCGGGUAAGAACGGUGCCAAAGGAGAACCAGGAGCUCGUGGUGAACGUGGUGAAGCAGGUUCUCCUGGUAUACCGGGACCUAAAGGUGAAGACGGCAAAGAUGGUUCUCCAGGAGAACCUGGUGCAAAUGGACUUCCAGGAACUGCAGGAGAAAGGGGUCCCCCAGGAUUCAGAGGACCGGGUGGCGCUAAUGGUCUCCCAGGAGAAAAGGGUCCUGCUGGAGAGCGUGGUGGUCCCGGCCCUGCAGGACCCAGAGGCGUUAAUGGAGAACCUGGCCGAGAUGGAGUACCUGGUCCUCCAGGAAUGAGGGGUAUGCCCGGAAGCCCAGGAGGUCCAGGCAAUGAUGGGAAACCAGGCCCUGCAGGAAGUCAAGGAGAGAGUGGUCGACCAGGUCCUCCAGGCUCACCUGGUCCCCGAGGUCAACCUGGUGUCAUGGGUUUCCCCGGUCCUAAAGGAAAUGAUGGUGCUCCUGGCAAGAAUGGAGAACGAGGUGGUCCUGGCGGACCUGGGCUUCAGGGUCCUCCUGGAAAGAAUGGUGAAACUGGACCUCAGGGUCCCCCAGGACCUACUGGGGCAUCUGGUGACAAAGGAGAACCAGGCCCUGCUGGUCCACCUGGAAUACAAGGCUUGCCUGGUACUAGUGGUCCUCCAGGAGAAAAUGGAAAACCUGGUGAAGCAGGUCCAAAGGGUGAUGUUGGCUCUCCUGGAACUCCAGGCGGAAAGGGUGAUGCUGGUCCCCCAGGUGAACGUGGCGCUCCUGGAUUAGCGGGGCCUCCAGGAACUAGAGGCACCCCUGGCCCACCUGGGCCUGAUGGAGGAAAGGGUGCUCCUGGACCCCCUGGGCCACCUGGUAAUGCUGGUUCUCCUGGUCUACAAGGGAUGCCUGGAGAAAGAGGAGGUCCUGGUGGUCCAGGCCCAAAGGGUGAUAAGGGUGAACCAGGCAGCUCAGGUGCUGAUGGUGCUGCAGGAAAAGAUGGUCCAAGGGGUCCUGUUGGUCCCAUUGGCCCCCCUGGCCCCCCUGGACAGAAUGGAGAUAAGGGUGAAGGUGGUGCUCCUGGACUUCCAGGUCCAGUCGGACCUCGUGGUGGCUCUGGUGAGAGAGGUGAACAAGGCCCCCCAGGACCUGCUGGCUUCCCUGGUGCUCCUGGUCAGAAUGGUGAGCCUGGUGCUAAAGGAGAAAGAGGAGCCCCUGGUGAGAAAGGAGAAGGAGGUCCCCCUGGUGUUGCUGGACCCCCUGGAGGUUCUGGGCCUGCUGGCCCUCCAGGUCCUCAAGGAACCAAAGGUGAACGUGGCAGUCCUGGUGGCCCUGGUGCUGCUGGCUUUCCUGGUGGUCGUGGUCCUCCUGGUCCUCCUGGUAAUAGUGGUAACCCAGGACCUCCUGGCAAUAGUGGUGCUCCAGGCAAGGAUGGACCUCCAGGUCCUCCUGGUAACAAUGGUGCUCCUGGCAACCCUGGGGUGUCUGGACCAAAAGGUGAUGCUGGUCAACCAGGAGAGAAGGGACCACCUGGCGCCCAAGGGCCACCGGGAUCUCCAGGCCCACUUGGACUUGCAGGGAUUACUGGAGCACGAGGUCUUGCCGGACCACCAGGCAUGCCAGGUGCAAGGGGAAGCCCCGGCCCACAGGGCAUCAAGGGUGAAAGCGGGAAACCAGGACCUAGUGGUCACAAUGGAGAACGUGGUCCUCCUGGACCCCAGGGUCUUCCUGGUCUGGCCGGUACAGCAGGCGAACCUGGAAGAGAUGGAAAUCCUGGAUCUGAUGGUCUUCCAGGUCGAGAUGGAUCUCCUGGCACCAAGGGUGAUCGUGGUGAAAAUGGGUCCCCUGGUGCCCCUGGUUCUCCCGGCCAUCCAGGCCCACCUGGUCCUGUUGGUCCAGCUGGAAAGAGUGGUGAUCGAGGAGAAACUGGCCCUGCUGGCCCAUCUGGUGCUCCAGGUCCUGCUGGUGCUCGAGGUGCUCCUGGUCCUCAAGGUCCACGUGGUGAUAAAGGUGAAACAGGUGAACGCGGUUCUAAUGGCAUCAAAGGACAUCGAGGAUUCCCUGGUAAUCCAGGUGCUCCAGGUUCUCCAGGCCCUGCUGGUCACCAAGGUGCAAUUGGUAGUCCAGGACCUGCAGGCCCCAGAGGGCCUGUAGGACCCAGUGGACCCCCUGGCAAAGAUGGAACAAGUGGACAUCCAGGCCCCAUUGGUCCACCAGGACCUCGGGGUAAUAGGGGUGAAAGAGGAUCAGAGGGUUCCCCUGGCCACCCAGGCCCACCAGGCCCUCCUGGACCUGCUGGUGCUCCUGGUCCAUGCUGUGGUGGAGCUGCUGCCUUCUCUGGUGGUGGAGGUGAAAAGGCUGGUGGUUUUGCCCCAUAUUAUGGAGAUGAACCAACAGAUGCCAGAAUCAACACUGAAGAGAUUAUGUCUUCACUCAAAUCAGUUAAUGGGCAAUUAGAAAACCUCAUUAGCCCAGAUGGUUCUCGUAAAAACCCUGCUCGAAAUUGCAGAGACCUGAAAUUCUGUCAUCCUGAACUCAAGAGUGGAGAAUAUUGGGUUGAUCCUAAUCAAGGGUGCAAGCUGGAUGCCAUCAAAGUGUUCUGUAAUAUGGAAACUGGGGAAACAUGCAUCAAUGCCAAUCCAUGGCAAGUUCCACGCAAGAACUGGUGGACUGAUUCUAGUGCUGAGAAGAAACACGUUUGGUUUGGAGAGUCUAUGGCAGGAGGCUUUCAGUUUAGCUAUGGCAACCCUGAACUUCCUGAAGAUAUACUCGAUGUCCAGCUUGCAUUCCUCCGACUUCUCUCCAGCCGGGCCUCCCAGAACAUCACAUAUCACUGCAAAAAUAGCAUUGCAUACCUGGAUCAGGCCACUGGAAAUGUAAAGAAAGCCCUGAAGCUAAUGGGGUCAAAUGAUGGGGAAUUCAAGCCUGAAGGAAACAGCAAAUUCACAUACACAGUUCUGGAAGAUGGUUGCACUAAACACACUGGGGAAUGGGGCAAAACAGUCUUCGAGUACCGAACACGCAAGGCUGUGAGACUACCUAUUAUUGACAUUGCUCCCUACGAUAUUGGUGGUCCUGAUCAAGAGUUUGGUGUGGACGUUGGGCCUGUUUGCUUUUUAUAAACUAAACUGUAUCUGAAAACCCAGAAAAAAAAUCACACUCCAUUUUCCUCUUGUUUUAAUCAUGUCAACCAGUACAAGUGACCAACUAAAUUCCAGUUAUUUAUUUCCAAAAUUUUUGGAAAAAGUAUAAUUUGAAAAAAAAAUAUUUUUUUUCUGUUACACCAAAUACAAUUCAAAUGUUUUGUGUUCUAUUUUUUUACCAAUUCCAAUUUCCAAAUGUCUCAAUGGUGCUAUUUUAAAUAAACUUCAACACUCUUACAAUAACACUGUGUUAUAUUGUUUGAAUCCUAGCCCACCUACAGAGCAAUGAUUAUGCUCACCAAUAAAAAAAAAUAAUCAUUCUUUCUGAAUAGUCAAGCACAAAAUUAGGAAAGACCUCCCUGUUUCAACUACCUCAACCAGGUCAGAAGCACAGAUGAAUUCUGAAUUCCAGAAGAGCAAACAAUUUGCAUAAGUUGGCAAACUUGUGAGUUUCCUGAAAUAAUGGUAGGAGAAAAAAGAGAGUAGUGCAAGAAUUCAAAGAACUAGUUGAAAGCCACAAUUCUUUUAAUAUUGGAUAGCAAAUGCUUUCAAAGGUGCUUCUCUAGAUUUCUGUAAUUGCUGGUCAAGGUUACCAACAUUUGAGACUUUAAAAACAUGUUAUGGUGCUAAUGUAUUUUCACUUUUAGAACUCUAGGUCAUAAAUAGUGACUUACAUUGAAAAAUAAGUUCACAACAUCUGUACUUGUCUCCUGUCAAAAAGUUUUAAUUGGCAUACCAUGCCAGGGAACUCUCACCCUUUUUCUGUAAAAGUCAACAACAAAACCAAACAAAUGAUGAGGCUGCUUUUGUCACAGUAACAUGGAGAAUGUGUUGAAAUUUGACUUUGUAAGCUUGUAUGUGGUUGUUGAUCUUUUUCUUACAGACACCCACAAUAAAAUAUCAUAAUAAAAU